CUCCAAGAUUAGCUUCUGUUCUCUUGCCUCCCAAAAGUACUGGCUCUGCUCUCUGUUGACUCUACAAUACCCACCGUGUACAACGGUAUAAACGGUCGACGCAUUUAUCCCUCUCUCACCCAAACCCGGUCGAAAUUUCCCCCCCACCAAAACCUUCUUUACCCCACCCACGCACGACAUUCAAAACCUGGAAGCUCGAUCUGACGAUCACAAGCCUCGAAAGAACCAGGAUUGGAGAGAAAAGGCAAACCCAAACCUCAGCCAAGUUUUCUGUGAACUGUUCUCGAACACCGUACUCCACAUACGCGACUCUUCCGAUACUAUCAGUGGCCAUGAUGGCCGCACAUCUUCGUGGGGGAAAUGGAGACGGAAAGAGCUUAGGUCAGGCACUUAAUGAGAACCCAAGUGGAACUCCUAGUGUUGCUGUUCCAGAGAAGAAGAAGAAGGAAAAAGUUGUGCUGGUGAACAGAGCUGGAGAGAGCAGAAGUCCGUAUGUCCGGGCACAUUCUUCUAAUCCAGUCGCAUGGCAGAUAUGGGGCGAAGAAGCUAUAGAUUUGGCUAGAAAAGAGAGCAAACUUUUGUUUGUGAGUAUUGGCUAUAAUGCUUGCCAUUGUAAGUUCCUGAAUCAUUGCAAAAUACAAAUGUUAACCAGUUACCAGGGUGUCAUGUAAUGGAGCGCGAGUCCUUCGAGAAUGACGAGAUCGCGACGAUCCUCAAUACCGAGUUUAUACCUGUCAAAAUUGAUCGAGAAGAGCGGCCUGAUAUCGAUCGAAUUUACAUGAACUUUGUACAAGCUACAACGGGAUCGGGAGGCUGGCCUUUGAAUGUAUUCGUCACUCCGGACCUUGAGCCUGUUUUUGGUGGAACAUAUUGGCCUGGACCAACCAGCAGUACAAAUUCCCAUGAGGACCAAGUUGAUUUUCUCGGAAUUUUGAACAAGCUUUCAACGGUAUGGAGAGAACAGGAGGAUCGAUGUCGGCAAGAUUCUUCGCGGAUAUUACAACAGCUCAAAGAUUUCGCCCAAGAAGGUACCCUUGGCGAUAGAUUAGGCGAAGGAGGGGAAGCACUUGAUAUUGAACUACUGGAAGAAGCAUAUCGAAAUUUCAUUUCAACAUAUGACCCUGUUAAUGGUGGGUUCGGAUCAGCACCAAAGUUUCCUACUCCCUCAAAACUUUCAUUUCUUCUACGGCUGGGUCAGUAUCCAUCGAUCGUACUGGAUGUCAUUGGAGAAGUAGGUGGUCAGAAUUCAGAAAAUAUGGCAAUAACAACACUUCGAAAAAUGGCAAGAGGUGGAAUUCAUGAUCAUAUUGGUUAUGGAUUUUGCAGAUAUUCCGUUACAGGAGAUUGGUCCUUGCCCCAUUUUGAGAAGAUGCUUUACGAUAACGCCCAACUGCUCCACAUUUACCUCGAUGCUUUCUUGCUCUCGCGAGAUCCUGAACUGCUUGGAGUUGUUUAUGAUAUUUGCACAUAUCUCACAACAACUCUGAGUCACCCUGAAGGCGGAUUCUAUUCCAGUGAAGACGCCGACAGUUACUAUAAGAAAGGAGACUCGGAGAAACGUGAGGGAGCUUUUUAUGUGUGGACCAAGCGAGAGUUUGAAAACAUUUUGGGGCCUCAAGCAGAGCCUAUUCUUUCUGCGUUUUUCAAUGUUAGAGGUCAUGGAAAUGUAUCUGCAGAGAAUGAUACCCAUGACGAAUUUCUGGACCAAAACGUUCUUACUAUUGCAAACACGCCAUCAACACUUGCAAGUACAUAUGGUAUGAAAGAACAAGAAGUAGUAAAGAUCAUCAAGGAUGGAAAGACAGCAUUAUUGGCGCAUAGAGAGAAAGAGCGUGUCAAGCCAGAUUUAGAUGACAAGAUUAUUGUCAGUUGGAAUGGUAUUGCUAUUGGUGCUUUGGCUCGAACUGCGGCUGUUAUCAAAGGCUUUGAUCCUGAGAAAUCGGAGAAAUAUUUGGCAUCAUCGCUUAAGGCUGCAACUUUCAUAAAAGAGAAACUUUACGAAGAGUCAACAAAGACUUUGUACCGCGUAUGGCGAGAAGGACGUGGAGAUACCGCUGGAUUUGCGGAUGACUAUGCCUUCUUAAUCGAUGGUCUGAUUGAUUUAUAUGAAGCCACCUUUGACGAAGAAUGGCUUCAUUGGGCCGACGAUUUACAGAGUAAUUAUCCAACCUCACUCUUUGCUUGCCAUCUACUAACCCAACACAGAAUCUCAGAUUUCUCAUUUCUACGACGUCGACGGAACUGGCGCAUUCUUCUCCACCUCAUCGUCCGCUCCCCACGUAAUUCUUCGUCUUAAAGACGGAAUGGAUACUUCCGAACCAUCCACAAACGGCACCUCAUCAUCCAACCUUUAUCGGUUGUCAUCUCUACUAAAUGACCCAUCCUACGCCCUCAAAGCCAGACAAACGAUUCUUUCUUUCGAGUCUGAAUUGAUGCAAUAUCCGUGGUUGUUUGCAUCUUUCAUGCCCUCUAUCGUCGCUAGUCAUCUUGGUGUUAAGGGUGUGGUUGUGUCUGGUGACGGAGUCGCGAGCGAAAAGAUUAAGGCUUUUGAACGGGCGCCUAGAGGAGCUUUGGAAUGUUUUAGUAGAGUUUCAACCGGUGGACAGAAUACAUGGCUGAGAAAGAGGAAUGAGCUCCUGAAGGAUUUUGGACUUGAUGGUAACCCGAGGGUGUUAAUCUGUGAAAGGGGUGUCUGCAGAGAGGAAGGAUUGGUGAGUGUACCGGAUGAGACAGAUGGUGUUGCCUCUAAGCCUAUCGUUGAGAAGGCUGCUGUUGAGAAGUCUGUUGCUGAGAAGAUUGCUCCGGCCGAGAAGCCCAAUUCAGUUAUUGUCGAGAACAUCACUCCGGCGGAAAAGACAGAAAGAAUUUCGAAGGAUCAGACAUCGGACGACAACUUCCUCCCUUUGACAGACAAGACCACUUCAACAAAUAUUCCCCCCUCCUCUACAACAACCCCCUCACCCAACCCACCACUUCCCUCAACACCAAAAAAGGAAGCACCAUUGGAAUUCCAGAAAAUCCCGAUAGAAACAAAGACCAUCGUCGCUGCCCCCUUGGUCCUCGACCAAAACAAGACCACAACAGAAAGCACUAAAGCAAAAGAGGUCGUUCUUUCACAACCAGAACCUGGACCUGCUUCCACCCCUUUACCUGGACCGGAGAACGUGAAGCCUUGAGGAGGAGGUAAAUCAACGAUUGGGAUUAGGGGAGAGGGAGAGAUGGUUGACGAGAAGAAAUGAUUUCAUGAUAUGCGAGAGCGCUGGCGUUAGAUUUGCACGUAUGGAUUGAAAUUAUGGCGUUAUGGAGGUUGGGGUUUGGCAGAUGGGGAGAAGGGGAGGGGACUGAUAGGUCUCGUGAUUUUCAUGGUACCCCUUUUUUUGUUAGGCGCGAGUAGUUCUUUUUUUUUCUUUUUUGUAGAGAGAGGAGGUUUCUUGGUCUUUAGACAUACUGGUUAUGGGAAAGUGAAAUGAGUUGUAAUGGGUCUAUUUUCGAGAUCAUCCAAUUCGAGACUCGGAAUGUGGUAUUUACUAUUUCAAUACAGAAUAGUUUAGGGAGCUGUGAAUAAACA
Hymenoscyphus albidus is the source of this 3568-nucleotide messenger RNA. The record is from the annotation of a GenBank genome assembly. Lineage: Eukaryota; Fungi; Ascomycota; Leotiomycetes; Helotiales; Helotiaceae.